Arabidopsis arenosa is the source of this 4414-nucleotide messenger RNA. The record is from the annotation of a GenBank genome assembly. Lineage: Eukaryota; Viridiplantae; Streptophyta; Magnoliopsida; Brassicales; Brassicaceae.
GAGAUAUCCCAAAGUGAAGAAGUAAGACCAAAGUCAGAAAAAUGGUCUCAAAGAGAAAGUCAAGAACUUCAAAGAAUAUAGAAGAUUCUUGUAUCCAUCUAUGUUCUGUUUUCUUCAGAUCCUUUUUCUAUACUCUUACCGCAUUUCUCUUCUUCUUUCUUCUUUAUCUUUGGUUAUCUUUCAACAGUGUAAUCUCCCACAACUUCCACAUAUGUAUCUUCUCUCAGAAGUUCAACGAUCCUUAUUGUAACACGGCUGGUUCUAAACCCGGUUUUCAAAUCAAUUCUGAAGAAGAUGAAAAUUUCACCGGAGAGACUGCAGGAGAUAUAGUUUCUGGUGAUCCCACGAAGAUUUUUCGCAAUGAAGAUAAAAAAGGGUAUGAUGUUCUAAAACAAGUAGACAAACACAAGAAUCUUGAUUCCGUUCUUGGUGUUAAAGACGGUUUUUUAAAGAAUGAUACUUUCACCGGAGAGACCGCCGGAGAUAGAGUUUCUAAGGGUCCCAACAAGAUUCUACAAAGUGAAGAUAAAAAGGAGUAUGAUGUUCUUGAACAAGAAGAUAAACCCAAGAAUCUUGAUUCAGUUCCUGAUCAAGAACACAAACCCAAGAACAAGGAGGAUCUCAGUUCACUCAUUGACCUAAAAGCCGAGGAAGAAUACAGAAAAUACAUCAAACCGAAGAGUGAAGAAGAGGGAUAUGCGCUAAGGGCAGUCAUCAAGUAUCUUUACCUACAGAGAUCAUGGCUAGCUCCGGGAGAUGAAAACAUCAAUAAAUCGCGAUCGUGUGAAGGUAAAGGACUUUAUGUUUAUGAUUUACCGUCGAAAUUCAACAGAGAUUUGUUGGUAGGAUGCAACGAUAUACUUCCAGGGGUUAACUUGUGUAGUUACUUCAAGAAUGAAGGCUUUGGAGAAGCUAUUAAGAAUCUUGGUAAAGGUUGGUUUGCAACACACAUGUAUUCUCUUGAGCCUAUCUUACACUCUAGGGUUUUGAAGCAUCCUUGUAGGGUUUACAACGAAAGCCAAGCUAAGCUCUUCUAUGUUCCAUACUAUGGCGGUUAUGAUGUUUUGAGAUGGCACUAUAGGAAUGUUUCUGAAGAUGUGAAGGACCGGUUGGGGAUCGAGGUUUUAAAAUGGCUUGAAUCAAAGGAAUCAUGGAGGAGAAAUGCCGGUAAAGAUCAUGUGUUUGUUCUAGGAAAAAUUACUUGGGAUUUCAGGAGAGAUAAGGUCCCUUGGGGCUCAAGGUUCCUUGAGCUACAAGAAAUGCAAAACCCUACCAAGCUACUCAUCGAAAGACAGCCAUGGCAGGUAAACGACAUCGCCAUUCCUCACCCGACUUAUUUCCAUCCGAGAACAGAUGACGAUAUCACCAGCUGGCAGAUCAAGAUCAUGAGUAAACCUCGCCCGCAUCUAGUAAGCUUCGCCGGGGGUGCAAGAUCCGAGAACCCUGAUAACAUCCGAUCAACGCUAAUCGAGCAAUGCGUAUCUUCAUCUUCCAACCAAUGUCGGUUCUUGGAUUGUACAAACGGAGGCUGCAAGAAUCCAAAGAAUGUUCUUGAUUUGUUUCAAGAUUCGGAGUUUUGUCUGCAGCCGCCUGGAGAUAGUGCAACAAGGAGAUCGGUAUUCGAUUCACUAAUCUCCGGUUGUAUUCCUGUGAUCUUUACUCCGUACACGGCUUACUACCAGUACGCGUGGCAUCUUCCUGAGGAUCAUCAGAGAUACUCAGUGUAUAUAAGCGAACAAGAUGUGAAGGAAAAGAGAGUAAAUGUGGUGGAGAUAUUGAAGGCAAAGACUCUAAGGGAGAAAAAGGAUAUGCGAAGUUACAUCAUUCAUCAGUUGUUGCCUGGUUUGGUCUAUGGAGACUCUAAUGCUAAAGAGAUAGUUCCUGGUGAAGAUAAAAAGCGUUACGGUGUGAAUCUUCAUUCUGUUCUUGAUCAUAAAGGUAAGAAGGAAUCCGAGGAAGAACAAUACCAAUACAUUAAACCUAGGAGUGAAGGAGAAGGCUACGCGUUAAGGGCGGUGAUUAAGUAUCUUCAUAAUGAAGGUUUUGGAGAAGCAAUUGAGAAUCUUGGUCAAGGUUGGUUUAGGACACAUCAAUAUGCUCUUGAACCGAUCUUCCACUCUAGGGUUUUGAAGCAUCCUUGUAGGGUUUACAACGAAAACCAAGCUAAGAUCUUUUCUGUCCCCUUUUAUGGCGGUUUCGAUGUUUUGAGAUGGCAUUUCAAGAAUGUUUCGGACAAUGUGAAGGACAUGUUGGGGAUCGAGAUUUUGAAAUGGCUUGAAACAAAGGAAUCUUGGAAGAGAAACAACGGAAAAGAUCAUGUGUUUGUCCUCGGAAAGAUUUCUUGGGAUUUUAGAAGAAGUAAGCUUCCUUGGGGAUCAAGGUUCCUUGAGUUACAAGAAAUGCAAAACCCUACAAAACUUCUUAUCGAAAGACAUCCAUGGGAAGUCAAUGACAUCGCAAUCCCGCAUCCGACAUAUUUCCACCCAAAAACAGACUAUGAUACUCUUAGCUGGCAAGUUAAGAUGAUAAGAAAACCUCGUAGGAAUCUAAUAAGUUUUGCUGGAGGUGCAAGACCCGGUAAUCCUAAUAGCAUCCGGUCAACGCUAAUCGAACAAUGCACAUCAUUUUCUAACCAAUGUAGGUUCUUAAACUGUACUUACGGAAGUUGCGACAAGCCUGAGAAUGUCAUAGAGCUAUUCCAAGACUCGGAGUUCUGUCUACAACCGUCAGGAGAUAGUCCAACGAGAAAAUCGGUUUUCGAUUCACUAAUCUGCGGUUGCAUUCCAGUGAUAUUUAAUCCAUACACAGCUUAUUAUCAAUACGCUUGGCAUUUACCAGAGAAUCAUCAAAAAUACUCAGUGUAUAUAAACCAAGAAGAUGUAAAGGAAAAGAGAGUAAACGUGGUAAAGAAGUUGAUGGCAAAGACUCUAAAAGAGAAAGAGUAUAUGAGAAGUUACAUUGUUCAUCAGCUUUUGCCUGAAACAGCAAGCUAUUGUAGAGGCACUUGUCUUCUUCUCCAGAUUAUCACCGGUCAGUGUUCGGAUCCACAAAAUCAGAAGAAGACGAUGAUGAAGCUCAAAGUGUAUGCAGAUCGGAUGUCACAGCCGUCUCGUGCUGUUAUCAUAUUCUGCAAGGUUAAUGAAAUCCAAUUCGAGGAGGUUUUGAUCUCCUUGGGGAAGAGUCAGCAAUUAUCACCUGAAUUCAAAGAUAUUAACCCAAUGGGGAAAGUUCCAGCUAUUGUUGAUGGCAAACUUAAGCUCUUUGAGAGUCACGCUAUCUUGAUAUAUCUUUCCUCAGCAUUCCCAAGUGUAGUUGAUCAUUGGUACCCGAAUGAUCUUUCCAAAAGAGCCAAGAUUCACUCAGUCUUGGAUUGGCAUCACACCAAUUUACGCCCUGGUGCAGCUGGAUAUGUUCUGAAUAGCGUUCUAGCUCCAGCUCUUGGUCUUCCUCUGAAUCCAAAAGCAGCUGCUGAAGCUGAGAAUAUACUAACAAAGUCUCUCUCCACUCUAGAGAGUUUUUGGCUUAAGGGAAAUGCCAAGUUCUUGCUCGGAAGCAACCAACCAUCUAUAGCUGAUCUGAGCCUUGUAUGUGAACUGACACAACUGCAGGUUUUGGAUGACAAAGAUCGUCUUAGAUUGCUCAGCCCUCAUAAGAAAGUUGAACAAUGGAUUGAGAAUACGAGAAAGGCGACAAUACCUCACUUUGAUGAGGUCCAUGAGGUCCUUUUCAGAGCCAAAGAUAGAUUUCAGAAGCAUCGAGAGAUGGAAACCGCAUCUAAUCCGGGUCCUCAAUCUAAGAUUAUCCAAUUUAGUAGUAUUGGUGGGAAGAGUGAUGAUCCAAACCUCGUUCAAAAUACAACCGAUCGUAGAAAAACAAGACGCAAAUGGAGACCACCUGAAGAUGUCAUUCUCAUUAGUGCUUGUUCAAACACCUCUGAAAAUCCUAAGGGUGGUGGAAGCUCAAAGAGAACAAAGUUGAAUGGAGGUGGUGUAUAUUCUUCAAGCUCUAAUCCGGAGAGUCAGCCUAUAGCUCUAGAUGGAGAGGAGGAAGUUAUGGAUCGUCCUCUUGCUGUGAAGUCAUCAAAGCAAAAAGGGAAGAAAGUUGCUACUAAAACAACGAUUGAAGAAGAAAGGGAGGCCGAUUCUCGAUCAAGACUUGAGAACUUGUGGGCACUGAAGGAGAAAGACGUAGAAGAGCAAAAGAAACUAACAAGGAUGGAAGUCCUUAAAAGUCUUCUUGGAAGAACAACAGAUCAACUUUCUGAAAAAGAAGAAACUUUGAAGAACAGGCUCAUUGAUGAGAUGCUCUAAUCUCUAUGUUCUCGUUGUGUUUAUUUUUGUAUUUUAUCUAUGUUAUUAGUAUCUAGCGUCUGUCUGUUUCUUAUCAAAGACAAAAGUAAAUUCUACAGGUUAUG